Rosa chinensis is the source of this 1480-nucleotide messenger RNA. Its product is annotated as ATPase family AAA domain-containing protein FIGL1-like. The transcript has 10 exons. The record is from RefSeq and is a predicted model, not a curated record. Bases 571 to 1125 code for a protein of 184 amino acids. NCBI's taxonomy places the organism in Eukaryota, Viridiplantae, Streptophyta, Magnoliopsida, Rosales, Rosaceae.
UUUUUAUUCUGUUUAUUUGUUACCGCAUGAACAAGUAUCCCGUUGCGAGAUGGCAUGAGAUAGUGGAUCUUCGUGGACAGAAAGAUGCCGUGGGGCGUAUGUCCCUGUGGCAUCUUUUGCAACCAACACUCUUUUUUGUUUCUCCAAGUUGCUGGUGCCCCCAGGCAAAUUUGUUGCUGUUUGGUCCGGAGGGAUUCGGUAAAAUGUUGUUCGCCCAAGGAAUUGCGGGGGAAGCGAAAGCCACGUUUUUCCAUUAUAAUGCUGCUUUGUCGGAUACUGAAAAUGGUGAGAAUGCGGUGAUUGCCCUUUUUGGGGUGGCGAAAUGCAAGCAGCCAUCUGUUAUCUUCGUCGAAAAUAUUGACUGUAUUUUAUCAGCGGUAUUGUCUUUCUUGUCGCGUAGGUUCAAGUACUAGACCGGAAGUGCUUUCCCAAGAAGUGUUAAACGUGUUUCGGAAUAGGUUAUAUCUACCCUUGCCCUCGUUCAAAGCUAGGUGGUCCAUUAUCGAGGGAUUUUUGGAGAGAGAAGGACUGUUUCGCCUGUCAUGGUCUGACUUGCAUGAUAUUUGCCACAUGACUGCAGGUUACUCUGCUACGGAAUUAGAGGCGGUAGUCAAGCAUGCGGUAUCUCUCGGUCCAUUUUUUAUUAUCUUGAUACAUUUUUUUUAUUUUUUAUGGCAGAGUGGUGCAAUGAAAGUGAGAUGUGUUGACAUCCUUCGUGAUAUCAAGGGGAAUCAUCCUGGCAUGUUGAAGAAUGUGGACCCAUUUUUUAUUCUGUUUAUUUGUUACCGCAUGAACAAGUAUCCCGUUGCGAGAUGGCAUGAGAUAGUGGAUCUUCGUGGACAGAAAGAUGUCGUGGGGCGUAUGUCCCUGUGGCAUCUUUUGCAACCAACACUCUUUUUUGUUUCUCCAAGUUGCUGGUGCCCCCAGGCAAAUUUGUUGCUGUUUGGUCCGGAGGGAUUUGGUAUAAUGUUGUUCGCCCAAGGAAUUGCGGGGGAAGCGAAAGCCACGUUUUUCCAUUAUAAUGCUGCUUUGUCGGAUACUGAAAAUAAAAAAAAAAAUUGCACAAGCCAACAAGCAAAGCCUCAUGCCAUUGUUAAAGGCGUUGUGUUCCAUUCAAGUCAAUAGUCAUGCUUAAGAAUUUUUAAAAGUGCCGUCAUUACCAAACCACAUAUCCAAGGCUGAAGAUUCUCAAAUUCUCCAAGCUAACAAUCAUAUCAUUCUCAUGCCAAUUCGAAUGACUUGAUAAUGACAAAGCAAGCAACCUUCUUUUGGGGGGAUUAAUACGAACCGAAGAAAGUUCUGCACUAUACAUUCUUACCUGAGGGCUGAGUUGCUGGAAUUUACUGCCGGAAUGAAGCUUUGUUUUCCAGUUUCCAAUUAUUGAUGCUCCUGAAAAAGAAAACCAAAAGAAGUGUGUCAUGGUCAUUCAAUCAACAACUCAGCCGAUAUAGAAACAAAGUGAUUGAGAUAUGAAAUUGAA